AUGACAGAGAAUAUGAAAUCGCUUGGCUUGGACGAGGAUGCAGACUUUAUCAGCCAGGAUUUGCUGGUGGACCGUUUGCAGCAACUCACCCUCUCAACUUCCUACAGCGGCAUUGGAGGGCCUGAAGCCACUUUGAACACCUUGCAUCACUAUGUGCAGAAAGUGACAGGCCGUUCUAUCAGUCGACCAAGAGUCCUUUUUCAGAUUGAGUUUGAUGAGACUUGUCGGGAAGAACUCAUGCGCUAUGCGGCUAUUGACACCAACGUCCAGAAAAGUUGCAUCUUUGGCGACUUGAACUCAUUCUAUGUCAAAGAGCUGAACGAGAUAGUAACUCAGCUGAAGCAGCAACCCGAACUUGCCUUGGAAGUCCUCGCCAAGAUGGUCGCGAGCGGUGAGGCUGUGAAAACGAAGUCUUAUUGCUACGCGCAUCAGAAGCAGUGCCAUGUGCCACUUACAGCACUAAGGACCAUGGCUCAUCUUCAAGUUGGAGGUACAUCGUGCACAGCCUACGCUGCUAUUGGAAAACAGCUUGGUGUCCGUGACAGCACCAUCCUACCAUUUCUGGCAUGGGUUGGGCACAGGAUCAUUUUGCAGGAGCCAUUGACGCUCCAUGAAAAUUCGACACGCUUCCCGCUGCAGUUGUUGGAAAGGUUCCUCGGCCACAUCUAUUUCAUCGACAAUGCCACCGCUGGUGAUGUAGAGGCUUUGUCGUACGGUGGGGCAGUACGACGAGAGCGAAAGUUGACUUGGCUCCGUCACAAAGCCAAGACGUUGAUGAUGGACAGGCCCUUUAACAAGUUCAACCUGCGAUUCACUCGUAUUUGCAACAUGACCUACAGGGAGUACUAUUGCCAGCAUCUGAGCGCAAACACCAUUGCGAAGGUGGAAACGCCACGCGCAAUUGUAUCAGUCUUGCAUUCUAUGCGGAGUACUUUGCGGAGCGAGGAUAGCGAAGAUGAUCCUAGGUCAGAGGCCAUGUUUCGAGCAAUCAGCCGUGCCGAAGGCAAGGGUAACCCAUAUGUUGAGAAGGCUUUGCAGACUGGUUUGGAGAAUGUGCGAUUGUUGAGUUCAAAAACGCCCCUUGAAGUUCGAUCAAUUCUUUGCCAGCUUCACAAUACAUACCAUGACGGUGCGGGCGAGACUUGGACUACUUUGCUGGACCGCUCAGAUGAGAUCAUGGCAGAAUGGGACAUGAAGGUGAAUGGUCCUGGAGGAACUGGCAUCACUACGAGGAACAGUCAGUAUGACUCGUUCUUAGAGAAGUUCGUCUUCCGUGAGAAACAAGCGGUUGGGUGGGGUGAUAGCCUCAACUUUUUCCGAACCACGUCCGUCCUGUCCCGGUACCUGACCCGCUACAACAUUAAGGAGGAUGUCCGCCAGUGGUGCAACACGAACAUGAAUUUUACUGACUUCAAGCUCUCGAACAGGGACAUCAUCUUCAUGCUUCACCAGCUGUGCGUGACCAUUUGCAACGGAAUGACCAAGUUCUAUUCGAAGGAGUACAUUGGAAGGACCAUGCUUGAGGCUAUCAAGUUUUGUCUCGAAUCGGAAUUGGAUCAGGGAGCUGCAAGCCAGCCACAGCUUGAGUUGAAGGGAAAAGGCAAAGGAAAGGGCAGAAAAAAUAAGAACCGCAAAGGCAAGGGGAAAGGUGAGAUUGAAACUGAGCCUGCUCAGCCAAUCUCCUGGAGCCCGCUUGCAUUUCCCCUAGUGGAAACCGGUUCUGCUCCAACACCAGAGUUGGCUCGGCCUAAGACUGCCCUAGAUGACUUCACGCACUGCUUUUUGGAAGUGAAGACAGCAUUCGAGAAGAAGCUUUCCAACGCGGUGCGUGAAUCCGACGAGCACGCUGGGAGGUCGCAGAGCACAUUCAACGACUCAACACUGAACUUGUUUGGGCAUGGAGUAUCCUACUUUUUCGAGUUUGUCUGGACAGGGAAUGUGGCGAUCAAUGGCAAGUUCGUGAGAACCUAUUCAGCAUUCCGAACCGAAUUGACAACCUUCAUCUCAACAGCGUGUGAACUAGCGGCUGCUAGUGCGGCAUCAGGUGGUUCGCGCAUGACCUUGGCAGCCGACUUUAGUCAUCUGAUAGAUUCAACUCCCUGCUCCGGAGUGCAUGUGGGCCAUUUGAAGGAUGAAACGGAUGAAGUGAAGGCCAUCGACAGGUUGAAAAUCACAAUCCCUGCCGCCAUCAGAAGUGGAAUGGAUGGCUUCAUCAAAGAUGUCUUGUGCCUACCUAUUGAAUAUCAUGCAGCUUUCACUCAAGUAUCCCUGGCUCUGCUUAGCAAAAUGUUUUGUUUGCAGUGCAGUGUUAACUAA
Durusdinium trenchii is the source of this 2316-nucleotide messenger RNA. The record is from the annotation of a GenBank genome assembly. Lineage: Eukaryota; Dinophyceae; Suessiales; Symbiodiniaceae.